AUGUCACAAAAAGUUAAGGGAGCCGCAAUUGGUAUUGAUCUUGGAACGACGUACUCGUGUGCUGCUGUCUGGUUUGGCAGUAAAAACCGAGUGGAAGUUAUACUUAAUGAGCAGGGAAACAAUAUAACCCCGUCUUGUGUAGCCUUUAAUGAUACGGAGUCAUUGGUAGGCGACGCAGCAAAAAACCAGAUUACAAGGAAUCCAAACAACACUGUGUUUGAUGUUAAACGUUUGAUGGGGUGCAGAUACCAUGAUCCACAAGUGCAGAAGGACAUGGAGUCGUGGCCAUUCAAGAUUGUUGAAGGUCCUGCAGAGAAGCCAACUGUUGUGGUUGAGCUGAAGGGCGAAGAGAAGAAAUAUGCACCUGAAGAAAUAUCCGCCAUGGUCCUCAAGAAUAUGAAAGAGUGUGCUGAAGCAUUUAUUGGAAGAGAGGUAACAGACGCGGUGAUAACUGUUCCUGCUUAUUUUAAUAACAAUCAAAGAGAGGCAACAAAGGAAGCAGGAACCCUUGCAGGCCUGAAUGUGAUGCAGUUGAUAAACGAGCCUACUGCAGCUGCAAUUGCUUACAGUUUAGACCAUAUGGCUGACCAAAGAUGGCAUGGUGAUAAAUAUGUUCUGGUGUUUGAUUUGGGUGGUGGAACCUUUGAUGUAUCUCUAUUAAAAAUCAGUAAAACAGGAGUGAUUGAUGUGAAAGCGGUUGGGGGUGACACUCAUUUAGGCGGUGAAGAUUUUGAUACGACACUGGUUAAUUAUUGCGUGCAAGAAUUUAAGAAAAAACACAGGGAGGAUUUAAGAAGAAAUCCUAGAGCAAUGGGGAGGUUGAAAGUUGCUUGUGAGAAAGCAAAGAGGGUUUUGUCGUCAGCUACUUUUACUUCAAUUGAAAUCGACUGCUUGUAUGAGGGGAUUGACUUUUUCAUUAAAAUCAGUCGAGCGAAAUUUGAGGAACUGAAUUCAAGUUACUUUGAGAAAUGCAUUGAACUGGUGGAAAAAUGUUUGUUUGAUGGGGAGAUAAAGAAGAAUAAUGUGGAUGAGGUGGUUGUUGUUGGGGGGUCCACUAGGAUCCCGAAAGUACAACGAUUGGUGGAGGAGUUUUUCAAUGGGAAGACACUUUGCAAGAACAUGAAUGGUGAUGAGGCUGUUGCAUUCGGUGCUGCAAUCUUGGCUUCAAGGUUAAGUGGAAACGAUGAUAAUACUGAGCGAGAUAUUGUAUUACUGGAUGUCACUCCUCUCUCACUGGGAAUCGCAAUAGAUACUGAUGAAGUAAAAGAUCUCAUGUCUGUAGUUAUUCCCAGAAACACAUCCAUACCCACAUGCAAGAAAGGAAUAUAUUAUUCACGGAUCAACAAAAGAACAGUAGGUAUCUCGGUGUAUUAAGGUGAGAGCAACAGAGUUGAGGAUAACAUAUUACUUGGCAGGUUCGGGCUUUGUGGCCUUACGCUAGGUUCCAAUGGUACAUCGCGGUUAGAGGUUUGGUUCAAUAUAGAUGCUAAUGGGAUCCUUGUAGUCUCCGCAAAGGAAUUAUCUAC
Messenger RNA from Helianthus annuus (common sunflower), 1526 nucleotides. RefSeq names its product heat shock 70 kDa protein 4-like. The transcript has 2 exons. Gene Ontology annotation, cellular component: cytoplasm. Gene Ontology annotation, molecular function: ATP hydrolysis activity; ATP binding; misfolded protein binding. The record is from RefSeq and is a predicted model, not a curated record. NCBI's taxonomy places the organism in Eukaryota, Viridiplantae, Streptophyta, Magnoliopsida, Asterales, Asteraceae. The coding region runs from base 1 to 1374 and encodes 457 amino acids. Gene Ontology annotation, biological process: cellular response to unfolded protein; protein refolding.